Messenger RNA from Stylophora pistillata, 1912 nucleotides. RefSeq names its product store-operated calcium entry-associated regulatory factor. The record is from RefSeq and is a predicted model, not a curated record. Gene Ontology annotation, biological process: regulation of store-operated calcium entry. Lineage: Eukaryota; Metazoa; Cnidaria; Anthozoa; Scleractinia; Pocilloporidae. Gene Ontology annotation, cellular component: endoplasmic reticulum membrane.
UGUCAUCGUAUGAUAUAAGGACAUUUCUAACCAAUGUUGUUUUGUAACGUUUCCUUUGGGUUAUUUUGAUAUCCGACGUAAAUUUCGGUCUUGUCAUUUAUCCUUUCGAUAACAAGUGAACUCAGGCUCGAAACGAAGUAAACAGGUGUUUUAGUGAAAACCGAUUUGGAAGCAUCUGUGAUUUUACAUUGUAUUUCUGUAAGAGGGAUGGAAGCUAUUUUUAUUAGAGUAUCGUGGACAUUUAUUGGACUGUUUGGAAGUGUUUUAAUUACUGGAGCCAUAGGUUGGGGUGGAAAUGACAAGAUAAGAUUAACAGAUGUCAAUGUCAUUACAUUACACCAGGGAAAAAUGACAAAUUCCCGUCGUAGCCACCCUGUUCCUCAGUUAAAGUGUGUUGGCGGUUCAGCAGGUUGUUCAGCUUUUACUCCAAGUGUUGUUCAGUGUUACAAUCGUGGGUCAGAUGGUUAUGAUGUUCAGUGGGAAUGCAAGACAGACAUGGACAGUCAGUAUAAGUUUGGUGAAGUUGCAGUUAGCUGUGAAGGUUAUGACUAUCGUGAUGACCCAUACAUUCUAAAAGGUUCCUGUGGGUUGGAAUACACAAUUGAUGUGGUUAGUAGUGGAGGUUAUUAUGAUCACAAUAAUUAUCAUUCUGGGCACAGGGACAACAGCUACCCCAACUACUACAGACAUAAUUACCACUCCAGACAUUCUGGUGGCUGGCUUAGUACCAUUAUCACCUGGGGAGUCAUUGCCUGGAUUGUAUAUUACAUCUACCAGCGUCUGACACAGAGCCAAGCACAGCCGUAUCCUAUAGUUUCUACUUGUAAUAUAUGGAUAUUCUAUAUACAAGGGGGGGGGGGGUCACAAAUUCCCCCCUCACUUCAGCUGUGCCCUGAAAGCCUGUCUGUUUUUUCAUUGCUGUUAGGUGGCCACAAUACACAUUACAGCAGUGGGGCAGGAGAUGCAGCAGGGACUGCUGGUGGGCAAGGAUUUUGGUCAGGAGCUGCUACUGGGGGACUGUUGGGAUAUCUGUUUGGAAGCUCAGGCAGUCGCAGUACUUACUAUGAUCACCAUGGUUAUCAUGGUCCGAGGUACAAUCGGCGAUGGCCUGGAUACGGUUUUGGUGGGGGAUCUGGCUGGUUUGGGUCUAACAACAGUUGGUCCUCAGGAUCCUCCUCAGGUUGGACCUCAGGCAGCAACUACAGAGGAAGCUCCACCUCUCCAAGCUCUCGGACCACUUCAGGUUUCGGUGGAACCAGGCGUCGCUGAGAUCUGAUUGGUUGAAUGAUAUUUCCAAGGAACGAACGCAGAGCAACUGUAGAUUGAUUCAUAGAUUCAACCUUUGACAUAAGUAAUAAGUGUUUAGCGAUAAACGACAUGAAUUUACUUUAAUUAUAAGUGAGGUAAGUGUCGUUACGACGGUAGGACACUGUUAUAACAAGGAAACUUUUGAUAUCUCAUGCACAUUUAGAUGAAAGACUAUUCGCUUCCUCACAGUAAAAAGAACCUUUGGGGAAGGGGAAGGGAGAUGUUGGUCAGCGCUGCACAUUAGAGCCCAGCUUUCUGUCUCCAAAGGCCUUGUUACUUGAUUUACUCGUUACAAAUAAUUUCUAUGGUCUGAUAUUAAGAAUCGGAUAUUAUAGCUAGUGAUUUAAGGUUAUUUCCACAGCCUUGUGUAACAGUCGUCUCCUUCGAAAACAAAAUGCCUCCUUGUUCUAGUUGUGGAUACAAUAUCAGGAUAUAAUGAGCAGAGUUAAAAUUUUCCGCCAUAUUUUGUUUACAUUUGCACUAAGAGUGAUUCACUGUAAAUUCGACACAAAUGUCACUUUCAUAAGCAGCGUAAAUAGGCUUCCCUUAAUAAGCCUAAUCCGCUUUUUCUGGUAAAUAAAAGGUUUUGCUUAAGUUAAAUGAA